Botrytis sinoallii is the source of this 668-nucleotide messenger RNA. RefSeq lists its product as uncharacterized. The transcript has 3 exons. NCBI's taxonomy places the organism in Eukaryota, Fungi, Ascomycota, Leotiomycetes, Helotiales, Sclerotiniaceae. The record is from RefSeq and is a predicted model, not a curated record. The coding region runs from base 104 to 430 and encodes 108 amino acids.
CGAUUGUGGGAAAUAUAUUCACUGCCAUCAGACGAAUAAAUCUGCCUUCUUGAUACUUUCCAGCCUAUAGGUUCCCAAUACGGUGGUGUAAAAGUUUACCAAAAUGUCAGCACAAGAAUCUCCAGAUCAACAACAACCCGCAACAGACGCUGGGAUCGAAGUUUUCUCAAGCCAAGAACCUCAUAUACAAGAUCACGCAAUGGAAGCUCCUGACUCUCCACCCGAUUUUUACUCUGCCCACAACCAUUCUAACACACCAGCUACCACACCUUCUAAGAGCGCUGCUCAGGAAAAGGUUAAUCAUGGUGCGCCUGGUAGUUCGUGGAAUUCAAAGAAGUUUCAGGAGGAAUAUGACAGGGCAUGUGAUGGACUAGUUGACAAGAACUGGGAUGGCAAAACCAGAUAUGGUGACCCGCUGUUGCAGAAAUGAGGAGACUUUAAUGACUAGGUGAUGGUCUACAGCGUGGAUGAUUUUUUAUGAUAGCAUUGUUGCGAAGCAGUUGAGGCAGAAGAUAUGAUAAGAUGCAUAAUGGCUUGGGAGUUGGGAGGAUUUGCUGGCGUUUUAGGAAGAGUAGACGGAAGUAUGGCAAGGAAUAGUCUCUAUCUGCUUAGAAAUGAUGGUGUAGUACAUGCCUCAUUCUACAGUCUGUCUGAUAUCAUCGUAUUUU